Iphiclides podalirius (scarce swallowtail) is the source of this 507-nucleotide messenger RNA. The record is from the annotation of a GenBank genome assembly. NCBI's taxonomy places the organism in Eukaryota, Metazoa, Arthropoda, Insecta, Lepidoptera, Papilionidae.
AUGCUUUCACCGUCCACAAAGCGAGCCGCAGUCCAUGGGUCCCAGUCGAUAGGGCUAGGUCGCGCCGCCGUGGAAUGCGCCCUCGGCCCCUCGCAGACCGCAGCCUCUCACCGCGUCGCUCCUCAUUCCUCGCCGCCUAUCGCCCCACUUCAUCUCGGCGGCCGAUGUUUGUUUCACUGCGCGCCGCGUCGUUAUAUCGGCUGCUUCGCUACGUUGGCGUGCAGUGAUCACGCCAGAAAAGGCAACGGUGACGCCGCCGUGUUCGUGACAGAACAGACGGAGCGAGAGCCGAGAGCUCGCCCGCGCGGGCCUCACCGCGAAACAACACUUGUUGCGGAAAUAGCGGCGAGGGGCGUCCGCGCAUCGGGGCGCGUCACGUGCCCCGCCGACGCCCCGACGCCCAGCACCACCAUGCCUUAUCGCCGCUCCCACACGAGGACAAUUAUCUGCGUCCCUUGUGACCUUAACUGCACCCGAAUAGCCGGCGACGGUCGCACGAAUCGCGAG